AUGGCCAAGCAACCCAAGUCCUGGCUCGGCCGUCACCUCCAGCGUCUCGAACCCGCACUUCAGCACGACGGCUUCGCCUACACCUUCACCAUUGUUUUCCUUCUGGUCAACGUCAUCAUCUUUUUCGUCGGCGCCGCCCCAGCAUGGCUUGCCAACAGCGAAGAAGGCCUCGCUCUACGCCUCGCCGCCUCUUCAGCACGAGGCGGCGGAGCCAUGCUCAAUCUCGACGCCGCCCUCGUCAUUCUCGUCGCCUCGCGCUCGCUCAUGACAUAUUUGAGACGCACCCCGCUUAACAUGAUCGUCCCUUUCGAUAAGGCCAUGCCCGCUUUUCAUUCGCUCGUCGGAAAUGUCCUCGUUGUCGCAACUGUCAUCCACACUCUCGGCCAUAUUGUCAGGUAUUCCUUGUUGAGGGAAUGGGGUGGCGGCAUCUUGGGUCCUACUAGUCUGGCCUUCUCUGGCUCGUUUUUGGUAAUUGUCGUCCUUUCUAUGAAGAUCACCGCCCUCAAAUCCCUACGGAAGAGGUCUUAUGAGACUUUCUAUUGGGUUCACAGCCUGGGCUUGUUUUUCUUCUUCGCCCUCUUGAUCAUGCAUGGCUCCCACAAUGGCCAGGCAAAGACAUUCAUGUACAUCUUGGCCCCGCUCACCAUCUACAUCAUCGACAGACUCGUCCGCUUGUUUCGCGAGAAGGGCUCCCAACUCAUCUUGCGCAAGGAGCAUCGUCUUUGCAAGGGAACCGAUAUGGUCCGUCUCAGCAUCCCGAGAACCUUCACCUACCUUCCUGGUCAGUACUGCGACAUCAAGGUCCCGCUUGUCAGCACUCUUGAAUGGCAUCCUUUCACUAUCGCCAGUUCUCCGCAUGAAAACGAAAUGCUUUUCUACAUCAAGGUCAACGGCGAUUGGACCCAAAAGCUCUACGACCGCAUUCAGCAACACGAAAAGGAUCAUGACGAGAUCCAAGUUCAUGUCCGCGGUCCUUACGGAGCUCCCGCCCAGCAUGUCGGUCAGUACGAGCAUGUCGUUCUUAUCAGUGGUGGUGUGGGCGCCACCCCAUUUUGCGCUAUUACAAAGUACGCACAUCAUUGGAUUCUCAACUACACGCAACGGGGCGCGGAGGCCUCGAACACUGUUUCCGCCGCCUUCACUAGAAACCAAAGCGUCGUGGGGACAUCAAGCGUACCGGGCACGCCAACCAAGAAUGCAUCCGGAUACUCCUCAGUCCAGCGUUCCAACAACCCAUCCAGGAAUAUGUCGAGGAACCAAAGCGGAAACAACUUUCCACACAAUAUAUCGAGAAACUUUUCGAGGAAUAGAUCAACCAAUGGAUCGAGGCCAGUGUCUAGGUCAGGUUCUGGGCGUCUCGACCCAUACGGCCCCAGAAAUAUGUCGCGGUCGGGAUCCGGAAGGACAAUGUCGAGACCUCAUUCUGGUCACUUAGAGCGCUUUAACUCGGGCCAUAUGGAUCGCGUUAGUUCGACCAGGACGAAUGAUAGUAUUGGCCUUAUCAUUCACGAGCAGAGGCAGAACCAGCCUUUCGGCCCUACCCCUUCGAUGCAACAUCUUGCAGCAGCUAGCCCGCCAGAGGAUAUGCAUAUCACGAUACCGAGCAGCAACGAGAGCGCAGAUGAUAGCAUAAUACGCACCUAUAUCGACAACGAAGUCCUUCCAGAGGACUACGAUGAGGCUCUCGGAAACCCUGAGGCACCGAUUCCAGAUCGGCGGGCAGCAGCGUUGGACGCCGAAGGCCCUGCAAAGGAGAAGCAGCAGAUGUUUGAGCUCAUCAAGGAGUAUGAAUCGACCGCAGAUCUGUUUGAUGAUGACUUUGAAGACACUCCUGGGACAGAUCCCUUGAAGGCAGGAGGAAAUGAAUAUGUUGGAACAGGCAUACUCGAAGAUGGGGGAAUGGAUCUUGAUCCGGUGGACCUGGAGGCCGGCGGUGUGGAACUCGAGGACCAGAUUCUCGAGCAGCAGACAGCUUCGAACGCAUACAACAUGCUAGGUAUGAGUUUCGGCCCGCUUGCCAUGCUCAGGCACAUGCACGCGCAGGAAGAUUCCAAGGUUCGGUCUAGCGUAGUACGAGCGUCAAUGAAUCUGAUGGAUGAUGCGAUUGAUGCUGCUGUUUGGCAGGAUCGCCUGUUAUUCUAUCUGCAUUCGGUGACGUUGAACUGGAUUUUGCUGUGGGUCAUGCUCUUAAGGUUUUCUCUUGUUGCGAUGGGAUACAUCACAAAACAGUUCUUCACAGACCAACGAGGGCUUGGAAUUUUUGCUACCCACGCGAUGAAUUCCGUUGAUCUUGUGUCAGCAAUCUUCAUCACGAUUCCUGUCGUCGGUGCCGUCAUCAUGGAGAUUUACCUGCAUGGCCCCAAGGAAUUUAUGUCUGACAACAUUGGAAACUGUUUUGAUCUAUUUGUGCUGGUGCCGCUGUUGCUUGGUUGCAUCCUACUGCACGUCCUGGACCUAGCCAGUGUAGGAAUUAAUAUUCAGCACAUGUCCAACGUGAUUGUGUUCGUCAUCUGGCCAAUUUUAAGCCUCACCCUCCUCUGGCGCAUUGGUCGAACGAUCGGAUCGCGAGUCUUGCUCGCCCAGUACUUCAAGUCGACACAUGCGCAAACAAAAUCACUCGACUAUAUUUGGGUGAGCAAAACGCAUCAAGAUGACACGUGGCUAAUUGAGGAACUUCUGCCCCUGGCCGAGUCAAACAUUGUCCGCCUGCACCGCUUCAUCACACGACAUGGUCCAAAAACCGAGCCCUGGAUGCUCGAUUACGAAAAAAUCCCCCUCAACACAACGUACUCUCGUCCCGAUUGGGAUGACGUUUUUGGAAGUCUUGUCGAGAGAUCUAAGAGCGGCUCGGUGAUUGGUGUAUUCUUUUGUGGACCGGAUAGUAUGGCGCGAAUGGUGCAGCAAGCAGCCAUGAACGCCAUGACGAAAAGCCUGGACAAUGCCUAUCAAAGGGGGUAUAUGCAAAAGGGCGGCCGUGCAUAUGGGCGAGAGGAGGAGUUGGGGUUUGCAAAAUCAGGGGCAGGCAGAGGAGGCGGGCUCGGGAAGAUGACAGAACGCGUGGGAAUUGGAAGGAGAGGUGCAAGUGGACGGAAGCCUGGAAGUCCACUACCUGAUGACAAUCUAGACGCAUCAGCGUAUGGUUGCAGCGUACGAAUAUCUGUGAGGGUGGAAAAUUUCACGUGA
Molecule: messenger RNA, 3183 nt
Organism: Chondrus crispus (carragheen)
Lineage: Eukaryota; Rhodophyta; Florideophyceae; Gigartinales; Gigartinaceae
Exons: 1
Coding region: 1-3183 (1060 amino acids)
Biological process (GO): superoxide anion generation; defense response
Cellular component (GO): NADPH oxidase complex; plasma membrane
Molecular function (GO): superoxide-generating NAD(P)H oxidase activity
Source: RefSeq, a predicted model, not a curated record